Messenger RNA from Diorhabda sublineata, 4374 nucleotides. RefSeq names its product Fanconi anemia group D2 protein. Gene Ontology annotation, biological process: homologous chromosome pairing at meiosis; double-strand break repair involved in meiotic recombination; interstrand cross-link repair. The transcript has 13 exons. Gene Ontology annotation, molecular function: DNA polymerase binding. The coding region runs from base 179 to 4225 and encodes 1348 amino acids. The record is from RefSeq and is a predicted model, not a curated record. Gene Ontology annotation, cellular component: condensed chromosome; nucleus. Lineage: Eukaryota; Metazoa; Arthropoda; Insecta; Coleoptera; Chrysomelidae.
AGUUAACCAUUUGUCAUAUGACAUAUAAGUUUAAAUAAGAUUAUAACCGCCAAUCUGUAUGUUUAAAUGUUAUUUUCAUUCAGUGUUUAAUAUUUUGAUGUGUUGUACUUUAAACAUAUUUCUAAAUUAUAAGAAAUUCGUAAAAUAUAUAUUUUGUAAUUAAUCACAAUUAUACAAAAUGUCUCAAAUGUUAACCUCACAAAAUCAAACUUUUCAAAGAUCCCUAGAUCUUAAAUAUCAAAUAAGAGAAUUUAAAUCAACUUUAAAAGAAAUCGGAAUAAUACUUUGCUUUGAAGAUGAACCACAUAUUCUUACACAAGAGCAAUCAUUGGUUGUAAGGGAUUUGGAAAAAUGUUUAGAGAAUUCUGAUAAAGCUUUACAAAGUUUUAUAACAGGUUUAAAGCUGAUGUGUAAGAAAGAAAAAUAUUUUAAAAAGGCAUUAGCAUUAACUAACCUCAAAAAAGGGGAAGGUGAUGGUGUAAUGGAAAAUUCAAUUAGGAGAAUAGAACAGGAUAGUUUAUUUAGAAUUUUUUUGAAAGUGGAGUGCCUUCAAUCAGAAGUAACAGAUAUUCUUUUAGAUGAAAUAACAAUUUCCGCAGAUUCAUCUGAAGAUACAUCAUGGCUACGCGCCUUAUUGAACCCUUUUCGAUAUUUACCUUACAUAAAAGAACCAGAAAAGUUAACAACAAAAUUAAUAGAUAUUCUGGAUGUGGCAACUUAUCCUGCACAGUUGGAAAUUUUAGAUACAAUCCCGGAAAUCAUUCCAGAUAGUCAGUUUAGCGAAACUACUAAGCAGUUAUGUAAAUUACUAGAUGACAAGACUGAAAUAACAGGAGCUGUAAUUGAUUGUUUGAAUGCUUUAGAUCUAGAUCCCACAACAAGAAGUGAAGUUCAAGGUCAGAUAUUAGACAGAAUGAAUAGUGGUACUUCAUUAAAAGAUUUCCCAAUUUUAUUAUCAUUCUUGAUGUCAGAUUCCAAAUCUCAAAACUCUGUGCCAGUUCUAUUAAAAAUACGUAAUGCUCUAAAUUCGUUAAUGUUAACUCUAGAGGAUAGUAAGGAAAAAGAAUCUGCAAAGAUAUUAAUUUUCAACAAACUACAAUAUUUUACACUUUCAUCAAAUGCAGGAUGGUUGAAUAUGAUUUCAAGUAUAAAUUCAUCAUCCGAUCAUAAACCAGUAGAUUAUCUGAUAAUGUUUAUGUUGUAUCAUGUGACGCCGUCUAAGAAGAGAAUAAUUGAAGCUAUUAUUAAAAAGCGUAUCCAUUCUGGUUUGUUCAAAAUCAAUAAUCUGGAAAAAAUGUUUGACAAAUAUCUUCCACAACAACUUCUAAAUGACUACUUUACUUCUAUAGUGAAAAUUGGUUGUAGUUUAGUCAGAUUUUCAAGUGAUCCAAUAAUCGAAGAAUUUUGCUCAACACUAUUUCAUCUAUUAUUUAACCACAUUUACACAGAAUCAAUAUUCAGACGAGAAAUAUUGAAUAGUUUAAUAGUCUUAACUGGCGCUAGUGAUAAAGUUACAGUGACGACUGUUUUGAAAAUUAUAUCAUCAUUUACAUCAGCCAAAGAAAAAUUACAACAACAUAUAAUAAUAUUAUUGAGGUUAUUAGAUAAAUUGGAUGCAUUCGAACCAAACGAUGUUAAAAUGGUAUUUGAAAUAUUGUGCAGUUUGUCUUGUGGUCCAAAUGCUAAUGAAUCAAUGUCAGGAGUGCAGAAUGAGAUUCAUAUUAUAGUAAGGAAGCAAAUGGGUAGUACAAAGAAAUCAAUUAAAUACAGGGGAAUUAUAUCAGCUGUAGUUAUGGCACGUAAUAUAGCUAGGACAGAUGAAAAUGAUUCAUAUGAACUACCUCAAACUCCAAUUAAAAAUUUGUCAGAUCUGCCAAAAGGUCCAGCAAGGGAAGCAGGAUCAAUACUAGAACUUGCUAAUAUUUGCUGUACAGGUUAUCCCGAUUUAUUAGGCCUUUAUUAUGAUCAACUAGCAUCAAUGCUUAUAUUGAACCAUCAUUUGGAUAAAUUCUUUUUGGCAUGGUUGUAUGAAACAAUUACAACAGAUUUCCGGAAAAUAUACGUGUCAGAAACGAUACCACCACCCAUCGAUGAUUUGGAAAUGAGUUUUCAAUAUAUGCUCAAUAGUUCUUGUGAAAUGGACACGACCAUGGGAAUCAAUAUAAGUGGAUUAACUUUAACAAAAAACCCUGCGAUUUUGAUAAUGGCACCACAUUUCCGUUUAUUGAGAUUGCUUCACUAUCGUCAACAGGACGGUAAACUUUCGACAAUAGAUGCUCUUUUAGGAUGUUCCGUAAUUUUACCCACAUUCAAUGAUGUAGACGAUCUAGGAUUCGAUCAAGUAAAGAAUGUGGCUGAUUGUUUAUUCCACUGCACGAAUUGGUUUAGAGAACUCAUUAGCGGAUUUGUUACACAAAAGAAUAAGAAAUUGCGGUUUCGGGUUGUUAAAAGAUUAGAGAAUUUACUUCAAGUGGAAAAUAAUCUACGUAAGUGCAUAGGACGAGAUCCUGAACAUAAAUUUCCAGCCAGUUAUUUUGAUUAUCGUUUGGAAGGUAACAAAACAACAAUAAGUAAUAACAGUGAAACUAAAGGAAAAAAUCCAAAGAAGAAAUCUAAAAUGUCUGCUACAGCAGUAGACAUGGACGAUUCUGUUAAUUCUACUGUAGCUUUACAAAAAAAUAAAAGGAAAAUUUCUUCAACAAAAUCUUACAAUGGAACAGAAUACAAAGUGAAUUUCAGAUAUUUGGAUACAGAUACUGUGUUAUUACUUAAGUAUCCUUUAAAAAUACCCAUUGAUGACGAUUCGACACCAUUGACCCAAACAGUGACAUUGGACAUAGAACAAUUGAAGUUUCUACUGAAGGAUUUAGUUUCCAAAUUAGCGAUAACCACCCAAAGGAAAAACGCAGAUUUUUCACACUUAAAUGAAGUCAUACCACUACACAUUAUAACAGAUGUGGGUCACAUAUUGCCGAAUUUAGAUUCACAUCUCAAGGUUAUGGUUGAGAAACUACAAAAAUUAUUAGAAGAAUCGGAUGGAAGAUUAGAUCGGGCAGAAAUGUUUUCUCCAUCAGCUUUGGAUUACAAAACAUGUUUUGGAUUAAUUAUGGAAUGUUUCUUAUUGAUAUUCAGCUGGACUGGUUUCCAGCACUCAAGUAAUCUCGAGGUAUUGAAAAAUAUGUUAAAAAGUAUCCGUUCCACAGAACAAACUCAGUCUCUACAUUCUGCUCAACGCUUAACCAUAGAAUUUAUAAAUAGACUUGCAGGUUUACAUGAACAAUGUUUUGAACUGCCACAUGCUGUCAAUUUGAUAAAAAUCAUGCAAGCACUUUAUUCAGUUACAACACCCACACAUGAGAUAGAGAAGAAAAUAUCUGCAGUUGCCGAAAAACUACUUUCUAAACGUUGGUACAAUUCCAAAGGAAUAUUAGAGAGUGGUAGAAAUUCUAAUUUGAAUAUAGACAUUUUGGUUAAAGCUUAUCUUAGCAGUGCCAAUGUUGAAACCAUCGCUGCAUUAGUUGGUACUUUACAAGAUGAAGUUGGAAAUUUGAAUAGCAAAGAAGACAGUUUAGAGAUGUUAUGCGCUAUUAACAAGCAGAACUUUCAUGUAUUUUACAAUGGUUUAUGUAAUGCAUUAUUGAACAGGAUAAAAGCAGAAGCGGAAGCUUUAACUAAUAAUCAACACAUCAUUCUUUGGACUAAUGCUACAGUUACUAUGCAAGGAUUGAUGACUGUAGCAAAAAUUCAAGACACCAAAAUUAAUUUAGCUUGUUUUUUGAAAAAAUCAAUUGGAAUAUUGAAAUUCUUCUUAUCUCAUGGUAUACCUAUGAUGGAAUUAAUGUUGAGAUCCAAGCCAGAUGACGUAGUGGCCAUUUUUAAGACAAUGCAAACUUGUACAAGAUUUUUACAUCACUUGUGCUGUUAUACAAAAUUUACUAAAGAUUCUAGUUUGGUGGCAUACGUUCCGCAAUUUAGGUUAAUAUUAGAAUCGUUAGUUUAUAGAGUUAAAGCAGCUUUGGUUGCCAACAAUUGUUCCACUGCAUUUUGGAUGGGUAAUUUGAGAAAUAGAGAUUUACAAGGAGAGGAGAUUCUUUCCCAAAGUACAGUUAUCACAGAAGAUAAUAUCAGAGAAAGUGAUGAAGAACUGCCAUCAGAUGAUAGUGACACCAUGAGUAUUUUGGAACAUGACGAUGAUGCAUCAGUUAGUAGUGAAGUAUUCGAUUAAGAUAUAUUGUCAAACAUUAGAGAAUCUCUAAAUAUGUAAAUAUUGUAUUUUCCAAUACUGAAAACUUACCUUUUCAGCUUGAUUAUAAUUUGUGAUGAUUCCUUCUUUAAUAAAGAGACCAUAGUCUUUGUAAAAUUUUUCAAACUCUA